Mangifera indica (mango) is the source of this 855-nucleotide messenger RNA. RefSeq names its product CASP-like protein 1E2. The record is from RefSeq and is a predicted model, not a curated record. The transcript has 2 exons. Lineage: Eukaryota; Viridiplantae; Streptophyta; Magnoliopsida; Sapindales; Anacardiaceae. The coding region runs from base 87 to 662 and encodes 191 amino acids.
UCUUCUCACUAAUUUCUUCACGCUAAAUUUACAUCUCUCCAUUACUGUAAAUUGCCCAAUUCCCAGUCUUUCUUAAUUUCUUUCAAAUGGACAAUGGGAUGGAGGGCAAAGUUGAGAUGAAGAUGAACAGCAAAGGAAGAGUGAACGGCCGUGAGUUGUAUCUGAGGUUGUUCGCCUUGCUGCUUACUCUGGCUGCUGUCUUUGUUAUGGGGCUGAAUAAGCAAAGUAAGGUCAUUUCGAUGAAGAUCUUGGCCAAUUUUCCUCCUGUUGAUGUUCCUGUCACUGCUAAGUGGAAAUACCAGUCUGCCUUUGUAUAUCAUAUGGUGGCAAAUCUCAUUGCAUGCUCAUAUGCAGCAGCGUCUCUGUUAGUUUUGCUUGCGAGCAAGGGUGGCAGAAAGAGGGGCUUAGCAGUGUCAAUCAUUGUCGUUCUUGAUCUCGUGAUGGUGGCGUUGCUAUUUUCAAGUAGCAGCGCAGCCGCGGCCAUCGGAGUGUUGGGGUACACAGGAAAUUCACAUGUGCAAUGGCAUAAAGUUUGCAAUGCUUUUGGGAAAUUUUGUGAGCAAGCUGCUGCUGGAAUUGGCUUGUCUCAGUUAGGUGGAUUGGCGUUUCUCUUGCUGGUUGCCUAUAAAGCUUUAGGAGCUCACAACAAUAUGCCCAACUAGAAAGAAAGAAACUUUGAGCGAUAUUAUGCAUGCAUGAAAAGCUAUCUCUUAUUUUUCUGUUAAUUUUAAUGCCCAUCUGGGACUCCAACCAUGGUUUCUUAUAUUAAUGUCUGCAAAAUGACUGAACUGAACCUAUGUUUCAAGUCUAUGACUGGACACAAGUAUCACGAAAUUGGAAACAAUUAUCGCUAAA